AUGACCGAAUUCAAGAUUGAAUACCAAAUACGUCGGGAUAGCGAAGGCAAGGAAUCCGUGUACAAGGUCUACCUCCCUUCCACGUACAAAGGGUGGGCAAUUAAGGCCGAAAGGAAGGAUGCCGCCAGUCCUGGCGCAGAUGCAUUCCCAUCAGAGAUUCCUAUGGAAGCGGAGAAGCCAUCGAACGACCACCAGGAACCAUCAGCACAAGACUUUCAUGAUGGACCAGUACAAAAGUAUUCGCAUUGCCUGCGACGAAGGGGCGGCUCUGAGUAUCAACUUGAGCAGUUGACCAAACUCAAGGCGGUCAAUGGCGUCGUGUCGCCUUCCAGGGUAGAGCCCGGCCAGUCGCCAAUCAGAACUCAUUAUAGGCCAAGCAAAGACUACGCUCGGGUUGGGACUCGGCGAACUAACAUGCGCUGCCCCAUCUGCGGCGACUGGUUUCCUAGAAAGGAGAAUGUUUCAGGUCACUUCAUUCAUUGCGUUGCCAGGAAUGGGAACCCGCAGGGAUACUACUGGGACGGUGCGUUGAACGAUGAGCGUCGCAUUGGGAAGCAGAUAGCCGAGCUGUAUUGCAAGAGGGGCGGGGGAGGGGACCAGGAUACUGAGACCUCGACAGAUGACGGAGGUUCUGGUAAUGAUCCUCACACAAUCAGCUACGAGCCCUCGGAGCCCUGCAGCUACAGCCAACCCUCGGGUUCUCGCUCCCUGGCAGUGACGCCUUGCUUGCGCCACGACCGUAACGACUAUACUGGGGUAUCUCUCCCGACCCAGACUCGGACAGAACACGGCUAUGGAAAUCGUGUCUCUGAGUUGGUGGACGAAGAAGUGGAUGACAGGAAUAUUGCUAUCCCAAAAAAUAAUAAAGAGCGGCAAGCUAAGACACCCGCGAAUGCUACACAGGGUCCACCAUCAGAGCAGCUUCGAGACCCACAAGCGCAUAGACUUCCUUUGCGCUAUGACAACAUCAAGAGAGCAUGGGUCUCGACCACGCCUGAGACCGUGGAACAACGCAGGAGUGAAGCCAAUACUAUUAGAGCAAGCGGCUAUGAUAAUACCCAUGGUGACUUCGAUGCUAUCCAUCGAGUCUCGAAGACCGGGGUCCCUAUACAAUCAAGUCAGGUAUGCCACACCACAAGCAGCGCCUACACUAGUCCAACUCUCGGAGACCUCCGUGCUGGCAGGUCGACUGUGUCAUCCCCUGGUAAUGCGACGACUUCAUUGACUAGCCCAGUCGGCUAUCCAAAUCGACAACGCUAUUUGCAACCAAAGCCACAUCCCUCUUCGCUACCGUCAGGUGCGAAGAAACGCCGGAUACCCUCAGAAUUAUCGCCGCUGUCCCAAAGCUCAAAGCGUCAACGAAUGUUGUCAACACCCGUAUUGCCCUCUCAACAGGAAAAUCUGCUUCAACCGAAGACAGCGGCAGGUCCACGCAGCCAGCCUAAAGAGCGGGGACAUCAGCGUUCACCAACAAUCGUAGAAGGAUUAGCCCUGAGCUUGUCUAGAACCCGAUCAACUUCUGGCGAGAUGAUGGAAGAAAAUCAUGCCGGAGCGCGCCAGUCUAAAGGACUAGACCUGAGAAUGAAUACAGAGGCAGCUGAGUCUGCUGCUGUGCCAACUUCCGGAAUCGAGCCGACGCCUGGAGAUGAGCUCUGCGCGGACUCCAUUAAAAGCCACAAAGAGUUUCGCCGAGAACUUGACAUUCUGGCUCGUGAGAUUGACGCUGUUAACAAGCGAGCCGACACGGCCGAGCUACGGGUACGGAUAGCAGAGAACAUGGUUUAUCAGGCGAACAAUGCUGGUUUCGCGAAGUUGAAGAUGCAGGAAGAUACCUACAAGAAAGAAAACGAGAGACAGCAGCGAGCGUAUAAAUCUCUCAUGAUACGUUGCGAUGCGCUAGAGCUGAGCAUAAGUGGGAAGAAUCAGGAAAUAGAUGAGCUGAAAUGGGACUUAAAGCAUGAGCAGCAGAUGUCUGCGAUUGUGAGGAGUGAGCAUGCAAGGCGCCAUUGA
Letharia lupina is the source of this 2010-nucleotide messenger RNA. RefSeq lists its product as uncharacterized. The record is from RefSeq and is a predicted model, not a curated record. Bases 1 to 2010 code for a protein of 669 amino acids. The transcript is spliced from 4 exons. Lineage: Eukaryota; Fungi; Ascomycota; Lecanoromycetes; Lecanorales; Parmeliaceae.